UCCUGUGAUAGGUUGGCCUGAGGAGGAUCCACCCAUCAGAUGCUUCAUGGGAAUGGAAGGACGCGUCUGUCGGCCAUGUUUGAAGGAGCCUUUGAACAGUUGCAGUGAUGUCAUCGGUCUUCAAAUGCAGCGUCUGAAGCUCGACGCUGCCCUCUGCUGGACAACAUCGACACUAUAGCCCUUCAGCCCCUCUGAGGGUUAAUGAUGGUUUUUGUCUCAUCGGGAGUUUUGAUCCUGCAUCAGUUCUGACACUCACGGGGGGCGGGACCUUUAACUGUCACACAACAGCUCAUUGGUCAGAAGACUCAUGUGGCUGCGAUCCAGCCAAUCACAGGCCGGGCUCGUUCCGCCGCAGCCCAGCAGGAGGACGGGUCCGGUCGUUCCGGUCGGUCUCGACAGUCCGUCAACGUGGUUUCAUUUAUUCAAGUCCCGUUGAAAAUAAUCUGUGACUCUUCAACUUCCGCCUCCGGACACCGGUGACGUCACGUGUGGUCCACGCGUCAGAAGCUAGCCAGGCAGUUAGCUGCUAACGUUAGCAGCUAGUUAGCAGCUAGCCGUCCUCCCGGGGCUCGGGGCCGGUGACACCGUCAGAGGUGAGCGCUCACACAGCUGUUCAACACCGGACACCAGGCUCCAAUCUGAUGAUGUCAUCCGUGUGUGGACCGGAAGUGACCGCGGACACACGCGACGCACCGGAAACACGAUGAGAAGUGAAACAGUGUGAGAGUUCACUGGGUCCUGACCGAGUCUGACGUCACUCAACAGAGUGUGAUUCUCCUGUUCUCGUUCCUCCUCAGCUGGUUGUUGUACGGGACCGCUCAGCCAUGAGCGCCGAGCCGGACGCCCUGGCCGUGGUCACCCAGCUGAAGGACCUGGCCGCUGACCCCAUGAACCGCAGGGCCAUCGUCCAGGACCAGGGCUGCCUGCCGGGACUCAUCCUCUUCCUGGACCACCCCAACCCUCAGGUGGUCUACUCCGCCCUGCUGGCCAUCCGGUACCUGGCCGAAUUUCGAGCCAACCGGGAGAAGCUGAAUGGAGAACUGGGGAUGAUGCUGAGCCUCCAGAACGUCGUGCAGAAGUCGACGACCCCCGGAGAGACCAAGCUGCUGGCGUCCGAGAUCCACGAGCUGCUGCAGGCGUCCGGCGCCGCCGACCCCGAGCCGCCCGACGAGGGUGCCGGCGGCCGCCGCAAGGCCCACUUCUUCCUGGGCUCCAGCAACAAGAGAGCCAAGACGGUCGUCCUCCACAUCGACGGGCUGGACGACUCGGGUCGGAGGAGUCUGUGUGAAGAGGCUCUGCUGAAGAUCCGAGGAGUGAUCAGCUUCACCUUCCAGAUGACAGUGAGGAGAUGCAUCGUCCGCAUCCGCUCAGACCUGAAGGCCGAGGCGCUGGCGUCGGCGAUCGCCUCCACUCAGGUGAUGACGGCGCAGCAGGUGGUGAAGGGAGAAAACGGAGACGAGGUUCUGAUCCCGUUUGUGGAGGACGGCUCGGUGGCGGUGGAGCAGAACGUGGACGUGCCCGACUACCUGCCGGAGGACGAGAGUCCGUCUCAGGAGCCCGACAAGGCAGUGACCCGGGUGGGAUCCGGCCAGGACGGGGCCAGCUGGGUUGGCACCGCUGCUAACUUCCUGUCCCGCUCCUUCUACUGGUGA
Messenger RNA from Scophthalmus maximus (turbot), 1652 nucleotides. RefSeq names its product armadillo repeat-containing protein 1-like. Bases 825 to 1652 code for a protein of 275 amino acids. Gene Ontology annotation, molecular function: metal ion binding; protein binding. The record is from RefSeq and is a predicted model, not a curated record. NCBI's taxonomy places the organism in Eukaryota, Metazoa, Chordata, Actinopteri, Pleuronectiformes, Scophthalmidae. The transcript has 7 exons.